Emiliania huxleyi CCMP1516 is the source of this 1797-nucleotide messenger RNA. RefSeq lists its product as hypothetical. The coding region runs from base 1 to 1797 and encodes 598 amino acids. Gene Ontology annotation, biological process: regulation of DNA-templated transcription. The record is from RefSeq and is a predicted model, not a curated record. Gene Ontology annotation, molecular function: DNA binding; DNA-binding transcription factor activity. The transcript has 4 exons. Lineage: Eukaryota; Haptophyta; Isochrysidales; Noelaerhabdaceae.
AUGGUCCCUCGUGCGAGCAGCAGCAGCGCAGCAGCAGCAGCAGCAGCGCCAGCCGCGGCUUACAACCAGGCGGUCGGCGUCGCGGUGGACGCGCUGCUCGAGCGGGCGCCCAACCCGCGCCGCUGCGAAAGAGGCGAGGUCUUCAAGGGCCCGGUGACCGUGCUCGUAGAUGUGAAGGAUGAGAGCGGGGCAGUGAUCGGUCAAGUCGAGCGCCCCAUCACGCUGUCGGACGCGAAGAACGCGAAGGGCGGCUUCCACGCAAGGGUCCAAGCCAUCAACGCGUGGCUCGCCGCGGCGCAGCCCGAUGUACCGCUCAUCCCCGAGUACUGCGCCUGCUGGGCCGCGCCCGACGCCUACCUGCGGACCGACAAGGACGGCAAGCGGGAAGACGAGUGCAUGGCGGACUUCCCCUCGGAGAAGCGGUGGAGCGGCGAGUGGUGGCGCUUCUGGCGGGAGCACAUCGAGCCGGCGAUCGCCGGCAAGGUUCCGGGACCCCCGCGCAAGUCGGUGUACCAGAAUCUGUCCGAUCUGCGGGAGGGUCCGGCGAGCGGCCACAGGGCCAAGCGGCAGAAGCUGGGCCCGGCCGCGUCGCCAGGCGCGGCCGGCAGCCAUUCGGCAAGCGCGGCCGAGCCGCUCGUGGGCGCCGUGGUCCCGGUGCACGGGCCCGAAGCGGAGGUGGUUGCAGAAGCGGAGGGCUUGAGAUUGCACCUCUCCAGCAGCAGUGCCACCGGGUACAAGGGCGUGCACGAGCAAUCUGGCCGCUUCCGGGCGAAGCACAAGGUGGACGGAAGGCAUCAAUCCCUUGGCUACUUCGGCACGGCGGUGGAGGCGGCGGUGGCGUAUGCGCGGGCGGUCGAGGGAUACACGCCAGCGGUGGCAGCCGAGCCAGCGGCUGUGGCUGCAGAAGCGGAGGUGGUUGCAGAAGCAGAGGACUUGAGAUUGCACCUCUCCAGCAGCGGUGCCACCGGGUACAAGGGCGUGUUCAAAAGUGGCUCGCGCUUCCAGGCGCGGCACACGGUGGACGGGGAGAAGGCCUACCUCGGCACCUUCGGCACGGCGGUGGAGGCGGCGGUGGCGUAUGCGCGGGCGGUCGGGGAAUACCAGCCUCCGGCUCCUCCUCCGAUUGUGGCUGCAGAAGGGGAGGUGGUUGCAGAGGCAGAGGGCUUGAGAUUGCACCUCUCCAGCAGCAGUGCCACCGGGUACAAGGGCGUGAGCAAAAGUGGCUCGCGCUUCCAGGCGCGGCACACGGUGGACGGAAGGCAUCAAUCCCUUGGCUACUUCGGCACGGCAGUGGAGGCGGCGGUGGCGUAUGCGCGGGCGGUCGGGGAAUACACGCCAGCGGUGGCAGCCGAGCCAGCAGCGGUGGCUGCAGAAGCGGAGGCGGCCAGCCGCCAGCGCCAGCGCCAGGCGGGCGGGGGCGGUGGGAGCGGCGGAGGGGGAGGGAGCGGCGGCGGGAGCGGCGGCGGGAGCGGUUGCGGCGGCGGCGGCGGCUGCGGUGGGUCCAGCAGCGGCGACGCAGGGUCGAGCGGCGGCAUCGUCGACGUCGAUUGCGCGGUGGACGCUCUCGUGGCGGCGGUGCUCGCUGGAGCCCCCAGCGCUGUGCAGGACCCUUGGGGCUGCCUUGGGCUGCAGCGGUUGACGGGCCGCGAGGCGAGCCGGAAGCGGUACUUGCAGCUGGUGCGGCGGCUCCACCCAGAUCGGUGCGGCCACCCGCGCGCCGGAGAGUGCUUCGCGCUCGUCGAGGAGGCGUGGCGAGCCAUCGAGGCGCGCGGGGAGGGCGGAAGGAGCGCCGGAUAG